CGGUUUGACGGGUGCAUUCAUUCCAGCCCGCUUCUGCUUAGUUCCACUUUUCUCCGCUUUAGUCUCUCAGCGCUCGAACCCAACAUGAGAGUUUGGUUGUAUUUUUCUGAAAGAAACGGGCUUUUCUCUCCAUAGUGUCUGUCAGUGUUCAGUCUGCAUUUGUGGUGAAUUCUUUAGCGGACUUUACUCCAGUUCUGUUGACUUUUUUUACUGUGACCUCGGCUGUUUGACAUUGGUGCGCUGUCUCUCAGCCAACAGUUGGCAGAAGAACCACAGUUAAAAACGAAAACACUUGAUGUUUUUCAUCGCAGGGAGCAGGGAACACGGCAGGAGGAAGAUGUCGACCUCUUCGUUGGAGGAUAAAAUAAAUAGUAUUCAAGCGCGAUUUCUCCCGACUAGGCCAACAAACAUUCCGAGUUUACGGCCCGGUUCUAGCAACGAUGGUCAUGGGAGUGAAAGGCCUGCUCGGCCAAGUAGAUUAUCUACCACUGGUCAGGGGACUCCAAAGAGACCUAUGGAAUUACCAUUUUCCCAGCCUAAACCUCAGCAAACCACCAAAGAAGAUGAUAACCGAUGGCAAGAAAUCAUUAAAAGAAGUGGUCUUCUCAAAAUCAAUGGACAGGAAUAUCGCACGCAAGUUCAUGAUUUGGAGCGUUUGGGGGAGCUAGGGAAUGGCACUUGUGGUCAUGUAGUGAAAAUGCUCCACAAGCCAAGUGAUGCUGUAAUUGCUGUAAAGCAAAUGAGGAGAUCAGGAAAUAGUGAUGAAAAUAAACGCAUCACUAUGGACAUAGAGGUAGUACUCAAGUCAGACUGUCCUUUCAUUGUACAAUGUGUAGGCUGUUUCAUCUUGGAAGCUGAUGUCUGGAUUUGCAUGGAGCUUAUGGAUACAUGUUUUGACAAGUUACUGAAACGCUUAAGGAAACCUAUUCCAGAACAUAUUCUUGGCAAAGUUACUGUAGCAACAGUGAAAGCUUUAGAUUAUCUGAAAGAGAAACAUGGUGUUAUUCAUAGAGACGUUAAACCUUCUAACAUUUUACUUGAUGAAAGAGGGAAUGUGAAACUUUGUGAUUUUGGAAUUUCUGGUCGUUUAGUUGACUCAAAGGCUCAAACUAGGAGUGCUGGCUGUGCUGCAUAUAUGGCGCCUGAAAGAAUUGACCCAAGUCGACCUAACUAUGAUAUUCGGGCUGACGUUUGGAGCCUUGGCAUCACACUUGUUGAGCUGGCUACAGGAGUUUUCCCUUAUAGCAAUUGUGUCACAGACUUUGAAGUUCUCACAAAGGUUCUCACAAGUGAUCCUCCUAGACUUCCUCUUGAUCAAAAUUUUAGUGAAGAAUUUCGUGAUUUUGUCAACUGUUGUUUAACUAAAGACUACACGCAUAGACCAAAGUAUCGCAAGUUGCUGCUUCAUCCAUUUAUAAAGAAGUUUGAAACAACAGAAGUCAAUGUGGCUGAAUGGUAUGCAUCGGAAUUAAAUACUCCACCUAAAGAACUUCCAGCUGCGCCCAAACCAGUAAAAAACAGCUCUGUGAAUCAAAUAUCUCCAACUCAAAUUUCAACGUCUUCAACUACAACCACUACCAACUGCUCUGUCACUUCAGGUCCAGCCUUGAAUUCCCCUGUUAGAAGGUACUCAGGGGCAGCUCCUCUAUCUACAUCAGUGAGAUGCAAUCCACCAACCCAUUAUCCUCAGCAUGUUCGAUCUGUAUCUGAAACAGGUCGAAUGUUUUAUCCUGUUGCUUCUCAAUAUCAAGUUACUGCAUCUCAGGCUGGCUUUCAGUCUCACAACCACUCAAAUGGAGAGUCUAUCCCUUCUUCAAAUAGUGUGAGGCGUCCCGUAGGUUCCUCUGAUUCUACAUUUGGAGGACGAUUUUCUCCGUUCCACUCAACUCGUAUGGCUAAUUCUGCAGAACCUGUUGCCAUAGAAGCAAGUGGUUUACGUUCAACUCCACCGCCAAUGUCUCCAGCUCAUGCAUUUUGGCAGGCGCAGGAAGCAAGAGCUGCAGAAUGGGACACUCACCGCUCCAGUGUGGGUUCUGGGUUCAUAAAUUCACCAGUGCCGGGAAGGAAGCGCUUUCCAUCAGAACCUCCGCAACCAAAUUAUAGAGAGCCGACUGUGUUUGGAAAUAGCAGCCCAUUAGUUUUGCAGAGACUAUACCAUCAGCAGCAGCAGCAACAACAAUUACACCAACACCAACACCAGCAAAACCUUAAUCAUGUUCUGCAUCAUUACCAUCAUCAUAAUCCAGCUGGCAGCUAUUCUGCUGCACAGUCAAUCAACCUGCAUAUUGCUAAUGAUGAACCAGAUAAUGCAAAGGUAGAGGAGUCAUCCAAUUUAGGAAAGAAGAGGUUCACUUCAUAUUUGAAAUUUAGCAUUGGCGGAAGUAAUAAUUCCGUAAGCAACUCACCAAGUAGUCCAAGUCGGAUUCCUCCCCCACGACCUACAAGGCAUGCCUCACCUGGCCCCCCUCCACCUAGUCCAGACCCUCCACCAAGACUCAGUCGCUUGGGUCUGAGUGAUGGAACCCAGUCAUAUUCCCCACUUGUUGGGAGACGGAGUUUCUUAGAUGUUUCUCCUGUCAGAAGGGGAGUCUUGGAUGUGUCACCAUCGCUUCCUCGCAGGUAUGUUUCACCUUCACCACCUCAACCCCCUCCUCGAAGACUUUCUACAGAAGGGGGUCCUAGCAGUUUUAAUGGCACAAGUGGAUUUAUGACUGGUACUAGCAACACAAGUGGUACGAGUUCAACUCCUGGAUCUCCCCAAGUCCGCCGUUUUGACAGCAUUCGUGCUCGAUUCCAUUACACUCCUCAACCUCAGCGUCGUAUGUUCGGUGCCACAUCCGAUUUCAAUGAUCUCUGACGAAAACUAAGCCGUCUGUGGUCCCCAAACCGGUAGUGAAAUAUUCUUGUGAAGUGGCAGUUGAAUUUAUCUUGACAUCCCAAGCUUUGUUCUCAUUUAUCUUGUACCUUGUAUGUAUGUUGUGAAAAGCUGUCACUUUGUUGCAUGAAUGUCAUUCAUCUACUGAAAAGUGUUGGAGCCAAGACGGAGCUAAAACUCAGUGCCAUCAUGCUAUUCAGUUAAUGUAUACUGUAUACCUCACCUUUAAUAACUCAGUCACAAAGUAAAUGUUAGUAGAGGGACAUGAAGUUUGUAACUUCAUUGCUACUCCAGUUAAAUUUAAAUAUGUGAUAUUUAUUUAUGUAUGUCAAAUCAGGUAAUUUUUAUCCAGCAAUAAGCUUAUAAAAGCGUAAAUUUGCAUAAAAAUCUUGAGGGUUUAGGUGACAAUUGUUAAUGAAGUGCUUGCUUUUCUUUUCUUUUGGACACAAUUUUUUAUUAUUAUUAUUAGGUGAGAUUGCACGAGCAGGUGAGACAAAAGUGUUACCCACCAUGAACUAUGAGCAAUAUGGUUGGCCGUAUCUCUUUUUAUUAGGAUCCCUCUAAAUUUCUAUUUGGGAAAACCAUUGCUUAAGAGUUUCAGAACUGCAUUGGUUCAUCAAAUUUAAUGAUUAAACCUCAUGCAGACAGACAAAAUCUUUGCCUUUGUAGAGAUUUCAAGUAAAUGCUCAAUAUAGAUGUAAGAACUGUUUGAUGCUGUGGUUAUUUUGGGGAUCAUUUAUCUUGCUUUUGAUCACCAAUCCCACCAUUCUCUUUGGUGGCUUACAUCAUGACCCUGAGCACACCAUUUAUAAUUCCUUGGCUAGCUAAGAGCUUAUUUGUGAGGCAUGCCGUAAUGCUUCUGCUAAGAAAAAGCUAAAUUAUGCAUUUUUGUGCAGACGACAAAUUCUUGCCCAUUAGUAUAAUGUCUUUACAAAGUUACUUCUAGUAGUUUGUUGGGCAUGAUACAGUAGUUGUAAGUUCUUUGCUUUGUUUAUUGAUUGUUUUGCAUGGUGACCUGAAGUUUUAGCAUAGAUUAAUUUAUUUAUUUCAAUUGCAAAGCAGCUGAAAACUAUUGUAAUGUGGGAAGUUAAGUCUGCAAGGAAGUGGAGUGUAUCUGGGGUUUAUCUGUGAAACAUUUUCCCAGUCAUUCAAAAGUCUUUAAUUGCUUGCUCCUGUUAUUAUUAGAUUAAAUGCCCAAUAACCAAGUGUGGACAUUAUUGUUAGGUCUAUCUGCUAUUGUGAUAUUGAUUUGUGCUUGUAACCAUGAGUGUUAACUUUUAUACAUGUGAAGAAAAGCUUGAAUAGUCUUUACUUUAACUUAUUGAACAUUUGUGUACCAUUUUAGCUUGUUUUGAUUUUUGAUCAGUCUUAUAUAUUUUCUGUACUUGUAUCAAAACAAUGUUUGAUUAGUAUCACAUAUUUUUGUACACCUAACUUGACAGAAACUGAAAAUGUUGUUGUAAAUCCUCUUAUGAAAUUUAGGAAUUGAUUUUGACGUGUACCCAAUGUACCCUUUUUACCCUAUUAUAUAAGUAAAAUUAUUUGUUUGGUUUUUUUUUUCAUAGUAUUGUUAUGUGCCAAACAGGAAUUUGUAACUUGCUUUGUGCAUUUGUGCAGAAGACUGGGCCAAUGUAGCUUAAAUUUUAAUUGCGAGUUCUUGAAGUCUGUCAUAUGUCAAUGGUUUGAUGAACUAUUGCAACACCAGGAACUUACGUGUAUCAGUCAUUCCUCACGGAACUAUGGUACUGGAUUGAAGUCUUUAUGGAUGAUAAAAAUCUCUAUUGUACCUACCAGUUUUGUUCCCUUUGACAUGACCAUUUUCUAAAAGCCUGAGAACUCCUUAUUUACAAUGAUUAACAUCGUUUUUUUUUCUUUGAAUUUUAUUAUUUGUUGCUUGUUUUUUACUGUUGAUGAUUUGUAUAAUUGUUGAGAAUUGUCAGAGUUCAUAAUUUAUGAGAAAGUUGCAUUGGCUGAAUCUAUGUACGUUCUUUACACUUCUUAGUACACUCAUAUCUAGCACCAGUGUCAAAUCAGGUCUGUGUGAUAUAUGUCCUGAAUGUCAGCCCUGUUCUCUUCAUUUUACUGAAUUCGUUUGCAACAUACACACUUGUAUGUUGCAAAAUAAUUCGUUCAAGUCAGUGGAUUAGACACCAUUUUCUAAGUAAAUGUGUACUUUGUGAUACACAUAACUUUUCAGAGGUGUAGACAAACAGAAUAAACUACAGUAUCUUUUAGAAUUUUAACACUGAUAUUGGUCCCGUCAAACUUGCUUUUAUUUUCCUUGCCACAAUUGUGUGUUUAAUUAAUUGUUCUCUGGGGCUGCUCCUCAAGUUUGUUUGUCAUAUUUUCUGCUUGAUAUAGAAGUUUUAGUGUCAACUUGUCACUCUUGCUUGUAUGGUUAGACCAUUAGAAUUUUACAAAUUGAAAACUGUGUGUGUUGCGUUUCUGUGUGAAAUAUUUUCAGCCAAAAUCCUGGCAAAGCUACAUUGCUUGUAGCCCUAUCAUCUCACUAUUGAGUGGUGAGUGGUAGCAGCAUGCAUGAUUUUGAAGUCCUGAAUGGUUCUAAUCUUAGCUCACAGGGUCACACAACUGCAAUUUACCUGCAUGUGAUACCAGCGCCUCCCAGUAAAUCCUUUCAUGGUUUUAUAUGAAAUGAAAAUGCUUUGAUAGGCAUUCAUAGACAGUUAAUUUCCGUUUGUCUUGGUCCAAUCACACAGUGUACUGUGUCCUGACACUCCUAAAAAUGUUGUUUUGUUUUCUUCAUGUGGUUAGCCCAUAGUUAGCCACGUUGGAGAUUUUAUUUUUACGAAUCAUGUUCAGUUUCACAUUCCUUGAAAGUGUUAAUUUGAAGUGAACUGCCUUUUGUUAGUGACAUUUUUUAUGAAGACUGCCUGUGAAGUUAGGUGCAUGCAAUAAAAUCAUAAUUAUUUCAAUUCUACCUAUAUCCCUUUUGUUGUCAUCUUUUAACAGUUUAGGAAGAGUACUGACUGUGAGAUUGUCUCGUCAAUUUUGAAAUGUAGAAUCAUAACUACAUUUGAGCAUUAGUUUCUUCGCAGCUCCUGUUACUUUGUUUUCCUUUCCCUCUAGUUAGAUUAUUGCAUACUUGACUGUAAAUGUAGUUUAAAACACCUAUUUAUCGUGUAUAGUAUAAUACUGGAAAAAAGUUUGAAUAGCAUGUACAUAAUUAUUAAAUAAAAUGUAAAGAAUGUA
Molecule: messenger RNA, 6085 nt
Organism: Thrips palmi
Lineage: Eukaryota; Metazoa; Arthropoda; Insecta; Thysanoptera; Thripidae
Product: dual specificity mitogen-activated protein kinase kinase hemipterous-like
Exons: 11
Coding region: 296-2857 (853 amino acids)
Biological process (GO): protein phosphorylation
Molecular function (GO): protein kinase activity; ATP binding
Source: RefSeq, a predicted model, not a curated record